Messenger RNA from Heterocephalus glaber (naked mole-rat), 5050 nucleotides. RefSeq names its product tubulin gamma complex component 4 (gene Tubgcp4). The record is from RefSeq and is a predicted model, not a curated record. Gene Ontology annotation, molecular function: microtubule minus-end binding; gamma-tubulin binding. Gene Ontology annotation, biological process: cytoplasmic microtubule organization; mitotic cell cycle; microtubule nucleation. Gene Ontology annotation, cellular component: spindle pole; gamma-tubulin complex; microtubule organizing center. Lineage: Eukaryota; Metazoa; Chordata; Mammalia; Rodentia; Bathyergidae.
CGGAAGUCUGAGCGGGCGCCGCGGGAUCUUGAAGGCGCAUGCGCGACGACAACUCUCGCGCCUCCCUCUCUGAGCGCCAGGACAGGAGAAAGCGUGUGGGCCCCGCACUUCCGGGACGCGGAGCCGGCCCCACCCCCGCCGCGCAUGCGCUCCUCUUUCCUAGGGUGGUCCUGGGAGCUGCGGCCGAGUUUCCCCGCGCGAGUUCUCAGAGGAGGAAGGUCGCUCCCCGGCGGCCUGCUGGAGGACCGGACAGCGUAUCCAGGGACUCUAAGUCCGCCGAGGAGAUGAUCCACGAACUGCUCCUGGCUCUGAGCGGGUACCCGGGGUCCAUUUUCACCUGGAACAAGCGCGGUGGCCUGCAGGUGUCGCAGGAUUUCCCAUUUCUCCACCCCAGUGAGACCAGCGUCCUGAAUCGACUCUGCCGGCUUGGCACAGACUAUAUCCACUUCACUGAGUUCAUUGAACAGUACACAGGCCAUGUGCAGCAACAGGAUCACCACCCUUCACAGCAGGGCCAAGGCGGGUUACAUGGAAUCUACCUAAGGGCCUUCUGCACAGGGCUAGAUUCUGUUUUGCAGCCUUAUCGCCAGGCACUGCUUGAUUUGGAACAAGAGUUCUUGGCUGACCCCCAUCUCUCCAUAUCACACGUCAAUUACUCCUUAGAUCAGUUCCAGCUGCUUUUUCCCUCUGUGAUGGUUGUAGUAGAGCAAAUUAAAAGUCAAAAGAUUCAUGGCUGUCAGAUCCUGGAGACAGUCUACAAACACAGCUGUGGGGGUCUGCCUCCUGUUCGAAGUGCACUAGAAAAAGUCCUGGCUGUGUGUCACGGGGUCAUGUAUAAGCAGCUCUCAGCCUGGAUGCUGCAUGGACUUCUCUUGGACCAGUAUGAAGAGUUCUUUAUUAAACAGGGUCCAUCUUCUGGCAAUAUCAGUGCCCAGCCAGAAGAGGAUGAGGAGGACCUGGGCAUUGGGGGACUGACAGGAAAGCAAUUGAGAGAGCUCCAGGACUUGCGUCUGAUUGAGGAAGAGAACAUGCUGGCACCUUCUCUAAAGCAGUUUUCCCUACGGGUAGAGAUUUUACCAUCAUACAUUCCAGUGAGGGUUGCUGAAAAAAUCCUUUUCGUUGGAGAGUCUGUGCAGAUGUUUGAGAACCAGAAUGUGACCCUGACCAGAAAAGGAUCUAUUUUGAAGAACCAGGAGGAUACUUUUGCUGCGGAGCUGCAUCGGCUAAAGCAGCAGCCGCUUUUCAGCUUAGUGGAUUUUGAGCAGGUGGUGGAUGGUAUUCGAAGUACUGUGGCUGAGCAUCUCUGGAAGCUGAUGGUAGAAGAGUCAGAUUUACUGGGUCAGCUGAAGAUCAUUAAAGACUUUUACCUUCUGGGACGAGGAGAACUGUUUCAGGCCUUCAUUGACACGGCUCAGCACAUGUUAAAAACACCGCCCACUGCAGUAACUGAGCAUGAUGUGAAUGUGGCCUUUCAGCAGUCAGCGCACAAGGUAUUGCUGGAUGACGACAACCUUCUCCCUCUGUUGCACUUGACCAUUGAGUUUCAUGGGAAGGAGCACAAAGAUGGCAUUCAGGCAAGAGAAGGGCCUUCUCGGGAAACUUCCCCCCGGGAAUCCCCUGCAUCUGGCUGGGCAGCCCUGGGCCUUUCCUACAAAGUACAAUGGCCUCUGCAUAUUCUUUUCACCCCAGCUGUGCUGGAGAAGUACAAUGUUGUUUUCAAGUAUUUGCUGAGUGUGCGCCGGGUCCAGGCUGAACUGCAGCAUUGCUGGGCCCUGCAGAUGCAACGCAAGCACCUCAAGUCUAACCAGACCGACGCAGUUAAGUGGCGCCUUCGAAAUCAUAUGGCAUUCUUGGUGGAUAAUCUCCAGUACUAUCUCCAGGUAGAUGUGUUGGAGUCUCAGUUCUCACAGCUGCUUCAUCAAAUCAACUCUACCCGCGACUUUGAAAGCAUCCGGCUGGCUCACGACCACUUCCUAAGCAACUUGCUGGCUCAGUCCUUCAUCCUGCUGAAACCCGUAUUUCACUGCCUGAAUGAAAUCCUAGAUCUCUGUCACAGUUUCUGUUCCCUGGUCAGUCAGAACCUGGGCCCAUUGGAUGAGCGUGGAGCUGCCCAGCUGAGCAUUCUUGUGAAGGGCUUUAGCCGCCAAUCUUCACUCCUGUUCAAGAUUCUCUCCAGUGUUCGGAAUCAUCAGAUCAACUCAGAUCUGGCCCAGCUACUGUUACGGCUAGAUUAUAAUAAAUACUAUACCCAGGCUGGUGGGACUUUGGGCAGUUUUGGGAUAUGAAAAUUUCUGCUUCCAUAAACUGAUAAAACAGUCAGUUCCACCAGUUUCCACGUUUAUAACAGAAGAUUCACAACACUUAGCCCCUCACCAAACACCGGUGCCUGACGAGAAGACUCUGCCCUUUCUCCUGGAAGCACCCAGCGGUAUAACCCUUCCCAUCGUCCCCAUGUGACAGGUGACUGCCCCACCCCUGGGGGAUUCCUAAUUUGCCGGCCAAGGAGGACCUGUGGGAUCAUCCACUGUCCCUCUGCUGACCUGGAGAGAGCUUGGCUUCCUCACCCUGAAACAUCUGCUGGAUAUGUUCAUGUAGGCAAUUUUAUUAAGCAUUUACUGUAUGCCUUGGUACAAUUCAGGGUGUGGGAGAUUCAGCAGUAAACAUCAGAAAGUUACAUAGUUUGUGAUUGAGAAGUAAAAAAGAAAUUAUUAACAGUUUAACUGCUGGAUAUCACCACCAACUAAGACACAAGACAGGCUUUCCCUCAUUGUCACGCGUAACUUACACCUACACAGAUUAUCUUUCCUCCUUCAGAAGUGGAUGAUGGAAAGUCUCCUACCCUUAAGGAUCUUCAGAACUGUGAAUGUGAAGAAUUUGGUCAGUAAGCCCCAGCCCUUUUAGACAAGUAAAAGGGCAACUCUACCUAAUGACAGUAAAAAGCAUUUCUCUCAAAGAAAAAAAUCAUUAAUGUUCAUAUGGGUGUAGACAAAGUCAAUAUUCACUGAACUCCCUCAAGUUAGAAAAAAAAAAAAAGCAAGUUCUGGCCUCAGUUUGUAGUCACUAAACCUGGUCUUCUAGCACACACUGUGAAACCCUUAGUACCCCUGCAGCUGUGAACUAAAGAUGACCCUCCCACUGCUGCCACUAGAGCAGGGCUUGGCAAGCCAUCACCUGCUGUGUGCUUCUGUGCACAGGGUUUGCUGAAACAGCUACACUCGGGUCUCCCUAGUCUGUGACUGCAGACAGACCAGAUGGCCCACAAAACCUAAAGUCUUUACUGUUUUGGCUCUUUGUAGAAAACAUCUAUUGACCUCCAUCUAGAGGAGAGGAUAUUACAGAGAUGACGCUGGGGCCAGGGAAGGAAGAGCUUCCGGCUGCUGUGAAGGAAGGAGUCAGAGUUGGUUUCUGAGUGGAGCGUUCAGUGUCCCUUUAACCUAACAGAGGCACUGUCCUCUGACCGCACCCGGUCCCUUUAGCUUUCACCUGAGCACGGGACGGCCGCCCACGGGUCAGCAGUCCAGAGUGAACCCUGCUCAGAAGGAGCUGGCCGCUGUCCCGCUCCACGUUUGGCCUAGUAGUCUGGUCCCUUGCCUACUUCAAAAUCAGAUUUUUGGAGCUACAGCAUUUUAAAGAGCCUGGAUCGCUUUCUGACAGUGAUGCCCAAACAAAGUUCACUGCCGAGUUUGUGAACAGGCCUAUUGAGAACCUCAGAGAAAGUCCUGUUUGUCUUGUUUGCUGAGAUCAAGCUCGAAGAAACAGAUGAAGAAAUCCCAGUUACUACAACCAAAGAGAUUCAACAUUUAUUUUAUCAUAAAAGUCCAGCAAAUAAAACUAUAUACAAGAUCCAUGCAAAGAAUCCAGUUACACACAAGACACAUUUAAAACCUGGUUAAAACACAAUCUCCACAAUAGUAGGGAAUAAAACCAGAAAGACCAAAUAUCUUUAGUGAGAAACAUAAUUGUGUUUGUAUUUUGGAUGCUGCUUGAAUCCAAUUCUCUCGCCAACAAUGAGGCACUGGAUUACCCACUCUUGUGACACCACAGGCAGCUGCAGUGCUUCAGCACACUUCAGCACGGAGGCUGGGCACGAGGGGUCUGUCACUACCACGUCAAACACCCCUAGAGCAAUAUCUGUAGGGAGCGAGGAAGGGAAUGAGGAAAGGACAAUUAACUCAGUCCUCCAUUACAAAGACAGCAGUGCCUUCUUGCCAGAGUACCCCACUUUGCCCAGACCGAAACGCCAUUACGUCGAGCACAAGUGAAAGUAAAAAGGUGAUUGCUAGAUGGCGACCAUGUAGAAAAGCUUAACUACACCACAGAAAACCAGGGGUGUGAACAGCCCACUGCUUCACUCACGUCUACUCACCUCCUGAAGGUGGGACUCUCCCGAGUAUGGGCAAGGUCCACCUAUCAGGACUGACGAGUGCACAAACCCAAGAGCCACAGGUCUAAGGGCAUCCCUGGGGUGGGGGACAAAGCGCAUACUGCACAGGUACCUUUGUUAUGGGCACUCGAAUGGUGCUGCUUCACAGAGGCUGCGCCUCCGGUCAUGAGGAUCUCAGACCAGAGCUCCAGGAAGUUCUGCUGCUGAUCUGACACUAAGAGCACCUUCAGAUUCUGAAAAGGGUUUUCCCGGGGUUGCCUGUGAAGGAGUCAGAGACAAGGCCCUUAGGAACUGAAAAGGACCUGAGAGUAACAGAUACUAUCCGGCAAACAGCUCUUACACAAAGGAUCUUGUGUGUAUAAAAUGCUUUCAAAGCUAAGCCCCACAUCAGGGUCACCCCCUUCCUUCCCUCUGCUUGUGAGUGAGGUGUAUUCUCUGGGAUCCCUUCCUUCUGCUCUACUAUUCUGACUUCUAUGUUUGUCCAGGGGCUGGGAAUAAUCCAAAUCAUGUUCCUGAGCUUUGUUUUUUCUUUUUCUCUAAAUGCUUGCUUGCAACUUAGUUCCCCAUACUUACAAGUUGGGACUAUUGAAUCUAUAUGCAAAUCCUCACACAUUUUCAAAAGUUUCCUUCCUAAUUAAUAUGGAAAUAAACUCUGAAAUAAAUGAA